AUGCUUGCAAAAGCGCGGCCGCGCGCCGCCAUCGUCACAGGUGGCACGCGCGGGGUCGGGAGGGGCAUUUGUGAGGCGCUCGCAGCAAGCGGCUUCGAUCUGCUCAUGACGUACAACACGGACGCGACUUUGGCGGAGAAGGCUGCUGCGGAGCUUCGCUCGGAGUACGGAUGCUCGGCGGAGCACAUCGGCGGAGAUAUUUCGCUCGAGUCCACGCGCGACGCCAUCUUUGCCCACUACGACAAGACGUUCGCAGGGUCUCACGCGCUCGGUGCCGUCGUGCACAACGCUGGCCAGUACGUCGGUGUCACAGCUUCCAAAUGCGAGUAUCGCGGUCCGAUUCCGUUGGGAUCCUUUACCUGUGCGUCCCCCGGGACGCUCUUUCCGAAUCGUGUCGGUCCUUCGAACACGCCGUACGCCACCCUAGGAGCGCCGCCCCUGACCAACAAGCUCGCCAACAAGCCGUGA
Messenger RNA from Emiliania huxleyi CCMP1516, 468 nucleotides. RefSeq lists its product as hypothetical. The transcript has 3 exons. Gene Ontology annotation, cellular component: intracellular anatomical structure. Bases 1 to 468 code for a protein of 155 amino acids. The record is from RefSeq and is a predicted model, not a curated record. Gene Ontology annotation, molecular function: oxidoreductase activity, acting on NAD(P)H, oxygen as acceptor. Lineage: Eukaryota; Haptophyta; Isochrysidales; Noelaerhabdaceae.